This is a messenger RNA of Sphaeramia orbicularis (orbiculate cardinalfish), 6145 nucleotides long. It is a transcript of the gene mon2, whose product is annotated as MON2 homolog, regulator of endosome-to-Golgi trafficking. The transcript has 35 exons. The record is from RefSeq and is a predicted model, not a curated record. Bases 377 to 5512 code for a protein of 1711 amino acids. NCBI's taxonomy places the organism in Eukaryota, Metazoa, Chordata, Actinopteri, Kurtiformes, Apogonidae.
CACUGUCCACCGGAGCAUUGUGGGAAGGAAAGAGGAGCUGACGGCCGUUGAUGGCAUACUGCUCAAUUUGGCAAAUAUCUUCGAUAGUGAGCACCCACAAGAAAUAGAAAUUCAUGGGGACGAUGCUGCUGUGUGAACCUAGUGUCUGUGGGCUGUGAAGGGGGGCUUAUGCCGGUGUCAUCCCGUCUGUCCUGCGUCCAAAGCACAGAAGUGGGAUACUGUGUCAAUGGACCGCGGCGUUUUUAUUUUCUUUUCGGAGGGAAGCGACUAAAGUAGCGACGAAUUCUAAGCCCGCUGUGGAUGGGUGGGGGGCGACCACUGCGAACCUGCGUUCCUUACUAUUUGAAGUUUCUCGAGCUAUCUGUCGAAGACGCCGAUGAAAAUGUCGACCAGCAGUCCCGAAGCGGUGAAGAAAUUGCUGGAGAACAUGCAGACGGACCUGCGGUCUCUGUCCAUGGAGUGCAAGAAGAAAUUCCCCCCAGUCAAAGAGGCUGCAGAGUCUGGCAUUGUGAAGAUUAAGACCAUCGCAGCCAGGAAUACAGACAUACUGGCAGCUCUGAAAGAGAACAGCUCAGAGGUCGUGCAGCCAUUUCUGAUGGGCUGUGGAACCAAAGAGCCAAAAAUCACCCAGCUGUGUCUAGCAGCCAUCCAGAGACUCAUGUCCCAUGAGGUGGUGUCUGAGGCAGCAGCAGGGAACAUCAUCAACAUGUUAUGGCAGCUCAUGGAAAACGGUUUGGAGGAGCUAAAACUUUUACAAACUGUCCUGGUUCUACUCACCACCAAUACAGUUGUGCACGAUGAAGUUCUUUCCAAGGCCAUUGUGCUGUGUUUCCGUCUCCACUUCACCAAAGACAACAUCACCAACAACACAGCAGCUGCUACAGUCAGACAGGUUGUUACUGUGGUCUUUGAGAGGAUGGUGGCUGAAGAUGAACGUUUCAAAGGCAUUGUGGAACACCCUCCUCCUGUCCAGGGGAAUACAAACCGUCGAUCUGUUAGUACUCUGAGGCCCAGUGCCAAGGACGCAUACAUGCUGUUCCAGGAUUUGUGCCAGCUUGUGAAUGCUGACGCCCCCUACUGGCUUGUGGGGAUGACAGAGAUGACGCGGACGUUUGGCCUAGAGCUACUGGAGUCUGUACUCAAUGAUUUUCCCGGUGUAUUCCUGCAGCACCAAGAGUUCAGUUUCCUGCUGAAAGAAAGAGUGUGUCCGCUUGUCAUCAAGCUCUUCUCCCCCAACAUUAAGUUCCGGCAGGGCAGCAGCAGUGCUGCCUCACCAGUGCCUGUAGAGAAACCUUAUUUUCCCAUCUGCAUGAGGCUGCUGCGAGUCGUCUCUGUCCUCAUUAAGCAUUUCUACAGCUUGCUGGUGACAGAGUGUGAGAUCUUCUUGUCUCUGUUAGUGAAGUUUCUGGAUGGUGAAAAGCCACAGUGGCUAAGAGCAGUGGCUGUGGAAUCGGUCCACAGGCUCUGUGUACAGCCACAUUUAUUGCGUUCAUUUUGCCAGUCCUACGACAUGAAGCAGCACUCCACUAAAGUGUUCAGAGAUAUUGUUAACGCCCUGGGCUCCUUCAUCCAGUCUCUUUUCAUCGUCCCCAAUGCGGGCAACGCUGCAGCCGUCAGUGCACCAGCCGGUGGGUCAGGUUCAGGGGUGCAGGGAGCAGCACAAGGAGGUCCAGGAGCAGGAGGGGUCAGUGGUAACUUGACCACACAGGCGGCCUUUGAAUACCGCGGCACCUGGAUCCCUCUUAUGACUGUUAGUGUCCAGGGCAGUGCCAAGGCCACCUAUCUAGAGAUGCUGGACAAGGUGGAGCCGCCAUCUAUCCCAGAGGGCUACGCCAUGUCUGUGGCCUUCAGUGCCCUGUUGGAUCUAGUGAGAGGCAUCACCACCAUGAUCGAAAGAGAACUGUCUGCAGAAGAGGAGGCAGCUGCAGAGUUCAGAGAGGCUCAUCCUGACCAGGAGUGGCAGCCUCAGCCUGGAGCCCACUUGGUGUGGGAGGAGAUGGUCAAUGCCUGCUGGUGUGGUCUUUUGGCUGCAUUAUCUCUGCUGCUGGAUGCCAGCACUGAUGAGACAGCCACAGAGAACAUCUUGAAGGCAGAGCUGACCAUGGCCUCACUGUGCGGUCGCCUGGGCUUGGUGACACCGCGUGAUGCCUUCAUCACAGCCAUCUGUAAGGCUUCUCUGCCACCACAUUAUGCCUUGACCGUUCUCAGCAGUAACGCUGCCAGUCUCUCCAGCAAAGCCUACUCCAUCCAGGGACAGAGUGUGCAGAUUAUCAGCCCCUCUAGUGAAUCUCAUCAGCAGGUGGUGGCGGUGGGGCAGCCACUCUCCGCUCAGCCCCAGGGCACUGUGGUGCUAACUGCCAAGAACAUCCAAUGUAUGCGGACCCUGUUGAACCUGGCCCACUGCCACGGGGCUGUGUUGGGCACGUCCUGGCAGCUGGUACUGGCCACACUACAGCACUUAGUGUGGAUCCUGGGGCUCAAACCAGGGGUGGGCGGUGCCUUGAAACCUGGCCGGGCUGUUGAGGGACCCAGUACGGUGUUGACCACUGCCGUGAUGACAGACCUACCUGUCAUCUCCAACAUACUCUCCAGACUGUUUGAGAGCUCCCAGUAUCUGGAUGAUGUGUCCCUUCAUCACCUCAUCAAUGCUCUCUGUUCCCUCUCUCUGGAAGCCAUGGAAAUGGCUUAUGGAAACAACAAAGAGCCAUCUUUGUUUGCCGUAGCCAAGCUGCUAGAGACGGGUUUAGUCAACAUGGAUCGUAUAGAAAUCCUCUGGAGACCCCUGACUGGACACUUACUGGAGGUUUGUCAGCACCCAAACUCCAGGAUGAGGGAGUGGGGAGCCGAGGCAUUGACAGCACUUAUCAAAGCUGGUCUGGCUUUCAAACACGACCCUCCACUGGCCCAGAAUCAGCGACUGCAGCUUCUUCUCCUGAACCCGCUGAAGGAGUUGUCCAAUGUGCUACAUGCAGACAUCCGGCAGAAACAACUGGAGAGUGUCUUGCAGAUUCUCCAGAGCCAAGGGGACAGCUUGGGGCCUGGAUGGCCCCUGGUCUUAGGGGUGAUAGGUGCCAUCCGCAAUGAUCAAGGAGAGUCAUUAAUCAGAACAGCCUUCCAGUGCCUGCAGUUGGUUGUGACAGACUUUCUACCCACCAUGCCUUGCACGUGCCUCCAGAUCGUAGUGGAUGUAGCCGGCAGCUUCGGCCUGCAGAAUCAAGAGCUCAACAUCAGCCUCACCUCUAUUGGCCUACUGUGGAACAUUUCAGACUACUUCUUCCAAAGAGGUGAAACCAUCACACUAGAGUUAGAGAGGGAGGAGGAGGCCCUGCAGAAACAGGCCCAGGAGAAAGGAGAGACUCUGAACAGGCCCUUCCACCCCGCCCCUCCCUUCGAUUGCCUGUGGCUGUGCCUAUACGCCAAGCUGGGUGAGCUGUGUGUCGACCCCCGGCCUGCUGUUCGGAAAAGUGCUGGACAGACACUGUUCUCCACCAUCGCAGCCCAUGGGACCCUGCUGCAGCAGCCUACAUGGCAUAUCGUAGUCUGGAAGGUCCUGUUCCACCUGCUGGAUUGUGUGAGGACAUCUUCCACCACCGCCGACAAAGAGAAAAUCGAGUCUGGCGGAGGGAACAUCCUCAUUCACCACUCGCGCGACACUGCUGAAAAACAGUGGGCUGAGACGUGGGUGCUGACACUAGCUGGUGUGGCACGCAUUUUUAACACAAGACGGUAUCUCCUCCAGCAGUUGGGGGAUUUCUUUGAGGCCUGGGAGGUGCUGCUUAACCACAUACAGUCAGCUGCUCUCAGCAAGAACAAUGAGGUCUCACUGGCUGCCCUUAAGAGCUUUCAGGAGAUACUACAAAUCGUUACACCUGUUAAAGACUCAGACAAAGCAGGCGAUGCACUUGCUGCUAUGGGGGUUCCUCCAGUACUCAUUGACCCCAUCUCAGCAUCUGGUCCUGGCAGACCCCUCUUACGUUCAGAUUCACUUGUUGAGCGUCUGACACGAUACAAUGGCGCUGAGCUGCAGGCCCCUCCCCCAGGCGAGGAGUCGGCGUUAGAGGACUCGGCGCUGUGGUGGUCGGCGUGGAACACAUGGUAUCGAACAGGGACGGACAGCACCAGGCCGCCUAGUGGUCCAGCAGAGAAGCUCUCCUUCAUCCCCAGCCAGCCCUACCUUACAGCAUUAAUCCAGAUUUUCCCAGCUCUGUACCAGCACAUCAAGGCCAACUUCAGCAUGGAGGACCUGAAGAAGCUCGGGGUCAUCCUCCACGGGGCCGUGUCUGUGCCCAUCAGCAGUGACGCCUCCCCCUUCAUUCUCCCCUCCUACACUGAGGCUGUGCUCACUAGCUUGCAGGAAGCUGUGCUCACAGCUCUGGAUGUUUUGCAGAAGGCCAUCUGUGUGGGCCCUGAGAACCUGCAGGUCAUGUACCCAGCCAUCUUUGAACAGCUGCUACUCUUCGUGGAGUUCUCCUGCAAGCCUCCACAGUAUGGCAGGAUGGAAACCAAACACGUGGCCAAUGCCAAAUACAACCAGAUCCAGCUGUUUGCACCGGCAGAGUGGGUUGCCUUAAACUACGUGCCCUUUGCUGAGCGAUCCUUGGAGGUGGUGGUGGACCUGUACCACAAAACAGCAUGCCACAAAGCUGUCAUCAAUGAAAAAGUCCUGCAAAACAUUAUCAAGACCCUUAGAAUGCCCUUGGGUUUGAAGUAUGCCUGUCCGUCAGAGAGCACCUGGAAGCUCGCAGUUUCUUCUCUACUCAAGGUGCUUUCCAUCGGACUGCCUGUGGCGCGGCAGCAUGCCUCCUCCGGGAAGUUCGACACUAUGUGGCCUGAGCUGGCCAACGCCUUCGAAGACUUUCUUUUUACCAAAAGCACACCUCCAGACAACCUCUCGAUCCAGGAAUUUCAGAAGAAUGAAGCCAUUGAUGUAGAGGUAGUACAGCUGAUCAGCACUGAGAUUUUACCGUUUGCCAAUUUCAUCCCCAAAGACUUUGUCGGCCAGAUCAUGGCCAUGCUCAAUAAAGGCUCCAUUCACUCACAGUCUCCCUCAUUCACAGAAGCAGAGAUCGAUGUGCGGAUGAGGGAGGAGUUUUCUAAGGUGUGCUUUGAGACGUUGCUGCAGUUUUCCUUCAGCAACAAAGUGUCCACCCCUCAGGAGGGCUACAUCUCCCGUAUGGCGCUCUCGGUGCUCCUCAAAAGAUCCCAGGACGUUCUCCGCAGAUAUGUAGAGGACGAGAGGUUGAGCGGACGCUGCCCCCUGCCCAGGCAACAAGUGACUGAGAUUAUCUUUGUUUUGAAAGCUAUCAGCACUUUGAUGGACUCCCUUAAAAAGACGCAGCCAGAAAACGUGGAUGGCAACACAUGGGCACAGGUGAUUGCCCUGUACCCCACACUGGUGGAGUGUAUUACAUGCUCUUCUUCUGAGGUGAGCUCAGCUCUGAAGGAGGCCCUCGGGCCCUUUAAAGACUUUAUGCAGCCUCCCGUCUCCAGAGUUCAGAACGGAGAAUCCUGACUAGGCUCACUCUCAGCUGUUUGUUUUUUAUAAUGAAGAAAUCUUGAAUGUGUCUUCUUGACCCACGUGCUUCACAAAUGCACGGACAUGAACUCCACGUGAGCCCCAUCUACAGUGACAUGAAACAAACCAACAGUGAAGAGAGAUCCGAGGCCCACUCAAACCACGCCGAUGACCCCGACCUUCAUACGCAUCAUCGUGUGCUUCUCAUGUGAGCUGGUAACGCCUCUGCACCCCCCACCCCCCCCCCUCCCCAUUCUCAUACAGACUGGCUGCACUCUUGUGUUAACUACAGAGAUUAAAAAAUAAAUAAAUUGCAGUGUUGCCUCUAGAUUUAGUUUUGUUUUAUUCUUCUGAUGAGGCAGAGUUGAUGUACAGUGUGUGGUGAUAGUGUUGAUGAUGUAAUUAAGAAAAAAAAAAUGCAAAAACCGGGGCUUUACUGAUCUUAAAAAUGACUUUUUGCAACAUUUUCAACAGUGAGGAUUUUAUGCAAGAAAACAAAUCUUACUGUAACAUUCCAUGUCAUCUUUAGCCAGCCAUCUGAGAAGGGAUGUACCUGUCUGUAUAAAAUAAAUGGGACAGUUCUACAAUCAGCUUUGUGCUGCGUGUGGCUCUGUUACAUUACCUUACGUC